AGCACUUCCUUAAAAACAGCUACUUAAUGCAACUCUGCCAGUGAGCUCUUGACAGUUCUGUCUUGCCCAUUCUGGUAUUAAUGAAACAGCUUGGUAAAGAGUUGAAGUAUCUUCCUGUGGCUUGAUGUCAGAUUUCAGUUGCCAGACCAGCAGGCUAUAGCUGAGAAAAGCACCAAAUCCUAACCACUAGACCACCAGGGAACUCCUUAAUUUUGUUUUUUACUUAUUAGUCUUUUUUUAGAAUUGUCAGUUUAUGAAUGAAGCAUGGCUUGUGUUGAACAAGACAAGCUGGGUCAAGCAUUUGAAGAUGCUUUCGAAGUACUGAGGCAGCAUUCAACAGGAGAUCUUCAGUACUCCUCAGAUUACAAAAAUUACCUGGCUUUCAUCAACCACUGUUCUCAUGUCAGAGGAAACUCCAAUAGCUAUGGUGUGCUGCCCACAGAGGAACCGGUCUAUAACUGGAGAACUGUAAUAAACGGUGCUGCGGACCUCUAUUUUGAAGGAAAUAUUCAUCAGUCUCUGCAGAACAUCCCUGAAAACCAACUGGUACAACCUGCUGUUCUUCAGCAAAAGGGAGGAAAAGGCAGGAAGAAGCUCCGACUGUUUGAAUACCUUCAUGAAUCCCUGUGCAAUCCAGAGAUGGCAUCGUGUAUUCAGUGGAUAGACCAGACCAAAGGCAUCUUUCAGUUCGUAUCAAAAAACAAAGAAAAACUUGCCCAACUUUGGGGGAAAAGAAAAGGCAACCGGAAGACCAUGACUUACCAGAAAAUGGCCAGAGCAUUGAGGAAUUAUGGAAGAACUGGGGAAAUCAUCAAAAUCCGGAGAAAAUUAACUUACCAGUUCAGUGAGGCCAUUCUCCAAAGACUUUCUCCAUCAUAUUUCUUAGAAAAAGAAUUCUUCUACUCACAGUAUGUUCAACCUGAUCAAGGAUAUCUCAGCUUAAAUAACUGGAAUGCAGAUUAUAAUUGUGCAUAUGCCAAUUACCAUGAGCUAAGUCAUGCUGAUUGCUAAAUAUACUCUUACAUUUCAUAAUUUUCUGGCAUCAGAAAUACUUGCAAAUUUUAGGAUUUUUCUCUGAAAGCAAAUGCUGCAGGAAAAAAAAAAACUUCAUUAUUGCUCUCUUUUAUGAAGUAGGGUAUAAUCUAUACUAACUUGGUGAGAAAUUUUGCCAGUCAGCAAAUUUAAAAUGAUCAAGUCCCAUUUGGAAAUACGCAUAAAUGUCCUUCCUCUUACUAUUGUCUAUGCAGUACUUCUAGAUUAAUAAUACCAGUAGAGAUGACUUGAUUUAUAUAUUGGUUUAAACAUUAUUUUACUGUCACAUAUUCAGAC
Phacochoerus africanus (Common warthog) is the source of this 1329-nucleotide messenger RNA. It is a transcript of the gene SPIC, whose product is annotated as Spi-C transcription factor. The record is from RefSeq and is a predicted model, not a curated record. Gene Ontology annotation, biological process: regulation of transcription by RNA polymerase II; cell differentiation. Gene Ontology annotation, cellular component: nucleus. Bases 265 to 1011 code for a protein of 248 amino acids. The transcript has 6 exons. Lineage: Eukaryota; Metazoa; Chordata; Mammalia; Artiodactyla; Suidae. Gene Ontology annotation, molecular function: DNA-binding transcription factor activity, RNA polymerase II-specific; sequence-specific DNA binding.